AUGGUGUUGCCACACUUAGUUUUCAAGGAAUGGAUGUUAGAAACUGCACUUCUCCUCAAGCCAAAGAUAUUUGAAAAGUUGUUGAUGGUAAUAGGAUCUCUCUGGAAAAAUCGAAAUACUAUGUUAUGGGAAGAUAAGUCACAGUCAGCACUAUUGUGCAGCUCCUUCACAUGGUUGGAAGAGUUCAAGAAGGCACGAAUUGCUUCUGCUGCACAAAAGCAGGUUGUCAAGCAUCGAUGGCAGCCGACUAAUGGAAACAGAAUCAAAAUGAAUGUGAAUGGAGCAUUCCUAUCAUCGCUGAUGCAUGGUGGAGCUGGUGGUGUUGCGAGGAAUGCAUCUGGCCAAUUCAUGGCUGCUUUUGCUAACCAUCUGCCUCAUGUGAACUCGGCUAAGCAAGCGGAGUUAUUGGCUAUUCAAACCGGUCUAGAGAUGACAGUUGGGCUGCAGCUUCCCUUUGUCACAAUUGAAACUGAUUGCCUUACUGCAGUACAAGCAAUCAUGCAUCCUCAAUAUGAGUUUUCAGAGUAUGCAGGCAUCAUUGCUGACAUCCAUGACCUGCAGAUGAAGUUCCAGGAAACAAAAAUCCAUUUUGCCCCCAGAGAGUGCAAUCGAGUUGCACACAGACUUGCAAAUAUUGGUUUUGAAUCAGGUCAGAAUGAGUCUUGGUUCCAGCAGGCUCCUAUUUGUAUUACUGAUGUACUCCAUUAUGACUGUAACCAUCUGAGUUAG
Messenger RNA from Rosa chinensis, 729 nucleotides. RefSeq lists its product as uncharacterized. NCBI's taxonomy places the organism in Eukaryota, Viridiplantae, Streptophyta, Magnoliopsida, Rosales, Rosaceae. Gene Ontology annotation, molecular function: nucleic acid binding; RNA-DNA hybrid ribonuclease activity. The record is from RefSeq and is a predicted model, not a curated record. The coding region runs from base 1 to 729 and encodes 242 amino acids. The transcript has a single exon.